Molecule: messenger RNA, 4169 nt
Organism: Vitrella brassicaformis
Lineage: Eukaryota; Vitrellaceae
Source: the annotation of a GenBank genome assembly
UCUCGCUCUUUCGCAGUUCCAGCAUGUCGAUGCAUCCGUCAGUUGGCGUGUUUGGCGAGAGGGAGUCGGGCCAAGACGUCAGAGGCGCCAAUGGUACAUAGCACACACGCGGCGCGCGCACACACGCAUCACAUCCUCACAGCACAGCACCGCGCAACACCAUGCAGCUAGGCACAUCCACACACGUUUGUCAGUCGAGCGCAUGCACGAAAUACACACAGAGAUCUUCCUCCCUCUCCCUCUCUCGUGGCUGCAGUGACGGCCGUGGCGACUUUGGCGAACAUAUUGCGUUCGUCGUUGGGUCCGCAGGGUCUGGACAAGAUGCUGGUGGACGACAUCGGCGACGUGGUCAUCACCAACGACGGCGCCACCAUCCUGGGGCAGCUCGAGGUGCAGCACCCCGCUGCCAAGGUCAUGGUGGAGCUCUCGCACCUCCAGGACCAAGAGGUCGGUCAGACAGACAGGCGCACGCACCACGAACCAGCGAACGGCACACAGAGAGAUGUCCAGAGGGAGAGAGGGGGGGGGAGGAAGGGAGUGAGGGGGGGAGGAAGGGGCCGCAUGUGACUGAUGUGAGUGCGUGAUUGAUAUCUGUGUCUGUCUGUCUGUCUGUGUGUGGUGUGGGUGUAGGUGGGUGAUGGCACCACGUCUGUGGUCAUCAUAGCGGCGGAGCUGCUCAAGGUAAGCCUAGAUGGGGCGAUGCAUCCAUACAUGCCUCUCGCUGUUUGUGUGCUGUCCGCCCCACAGCGUGGGAAUGACCUGGUGCGUGGCGGCAUCCACCCCACAUCCGUCAUAGCAGGAUACAAACUCGCCAUGAAGGUAGGUAUCUGGCUGGGUACCCUCCCCCUCCCACACAGAGACAGACAGACAGACAGACACACAGGUGUUCGUGAGUUAUCUGUCUGUCUGUCUGUCUGCCGGUGUGUGUGUGUGUGUGUCUGUGUGUGUGUGUGUGUGUGUGGUGUGUGCAGGAGUGUGUCAAGUACAUGCAGGAGAACCUCUGCGUCAAGGUCGACCAACUCGGUGAGGGAGCCAGAGAGGGCAGGCCGGGAGGGAGGGACUGUGUGCUGUAAAUGCAGGCAAGGAGGUGUUGCUGAAUGUCGCCCGCACCACCAUCUCGUCAAAAUACAUCGGCGCGUAAGGACUUACUUACGGCAACCACUCACCCCACACACAGACAUGCCCUCCUCUGUGUGUGUCUGUGUCUGUGUCUGUGUGUGUCCAGUGAGUCAGAUUUCUUCGCCCACUUGGUCGUCGACGCCAUCUCAUCUGUCAAAUUUGUAAGCCACACACACAGGGAGGGACACACGAAGCUUCACGUGUGUGUGUGAUGUGACUGACUGAUGUAGGUGACUGAGCGGGGUGCGACGCGUUAUCCGGUCAAGGCGAUCAACGUGCUCAAGUGCCACGGCAAGAGCACUCGCGAGUCGAUGAUCGUCCCUGGCUACGGCCUGCAGCUCCAGAGGGCCGCACAGGGUGAGCAGCUCUGAGUGAGUUGGGGUGUGUGGGUGGGAUGUUGUGGUGUGGUGGACUCUCUCUCUCUCUCUGUGUGUGUGUGUGUGUGUGUCAGGCAUGCCCACUCGUGUGUCACCCGCCAAGAUAGCCAUGGUGGACUUCAACCUCAACAGAUACCGAGCUGCCCUUGGUGAGUGAGUGAAUGAGUGAGAGAGUGAGGGACCGACCCAUCACACACACACACACACACACAUGGAUGGUUCUGUGUGUGGUUGUGUGCAGGUGUGCAGGUGCAGGUGACUGAUCCAAAGGAGCUGGAGCGGAUCAGACAGAAGUACGUUUGUCGACGGGGUGCUGUUGCUGGCCGCACGGACGGCUUUCCGUGUGUGGUGCUGUGGUGUGGUGUGGUGUCUUCAGGGAGAUGGACAUCACCAAGGACAAGAUCAGCAAGAUACUCAGCUCAGGUGGGUGGUGGGUGCGGCCUCUCCCCUGCAUAACUCUGUCUCUCUCUCUCUCAAUCUAUCUUUCUCUGCAUGAGUCUGUGUGUGUGUGUGUGUGUAGGCGCAAACGUGAUUCUGACGACCAAGGGCAUCGACGACAUGUGCCUCAAGUACUUUGUCGAGGUACGUGAGGACACAGCGCAGCGCGUGGCGGGUAAGUCUGGUGGGUGAUGACUGACUUACACAUACACACAGGCCAAGGCGAUUGCCGUCCGGCGCGUGACGACCAAGGACAUCCGCAGGAUCGCCAAAGCCACUGGAGGUCCGUCUCUACCCACACAGGCGUGUGUGGAUGUGUGUCCGGACACCUUUUGUUCUGGCUGUGUGUGUGUGUGUGUUCAGGCCACGUGUGUCUGACGCUGGCCACACUGGAUGGGGACGAGAAGUUCGACCCUGGCAACCUAGGUACCUACGGUCUCGUGGACGCGCUGCGUGUGUGGAUCGAUGGAUGUGUGUGGAUGGACGUGUGUGUGUGUGUGUGUGUGUGUGUAGGUCACGCUGAUGAGGUCUGCGAGGAGCGAGUGGGCGACAACGACUUCAUCUUCAUCAAGGCGAGCAUUGCAUUGAAACACAUUAUUCUUGCCAUUCACUCAUCUCAUUCUGUCACUCAUCUCAUCUACACGCCCACACCGAUCGGUUUGUGUGUGCUUUGUGUUUAUGUGCAGGGCUGCAAGUCAGCACGCUCCACAUCCCUUCUGCUGCGGGUACCCCCCACCCCCCAAGCCAAGCCCCACACACACAUUCCAUUCCAUUCCAUUCCAUCCAUCCACACACACAUCUGCAUCAGGGUGCGAACGAGUUCAUGCUCGACGAGGUGGAGCGGUCCGUCCACGACGCCCUCUGCGCCGUCUCGCGCACCCUCGAGUCAAACUACGUAUGCGCCGGCGGGGGCGCCGUCGAGACCGCACUCGCCAUAUACCUCGAAGACUUCGCACGGACACUGGUCAGUUCGCCAACGCAUACACAGAGAGAGAGAGGGGGGGGAGAGAGGGGGGAGAGGGAUAUGUGUUAUGGCGUGUUGUGGUGCGGUGUGGUGUGAGUAGGGUUCUCGUGAGCAGCUGGCGAUAGCGGAGUUUGCGGAGGCUCUGCAGGUCAUCCCGAAGCAACUCGCCAUCAACGCUGCACUGGUUGGUACUGUGUGGGGAACCCUCUCACUCACUCAGCCAUCCAUCCAUCCAUCCACACACGAGUAUUGACCUCCUUACUAUCACCAUCUCUUUCUCUCUCUCUCUCUCUGUGUGUGUGUGUGUGUCUGUAGGACGCCACCGACCUGUUGGCCAAGCUGCGGUCCCACCACGCCGCCGCACAGACGGCCGCCCCGACAGACGAGAAGAAAAAGGACCUGAAAUGGUCAGUCAGUCAGUCCAUCGACUGACUCACCUCAUUUCAUUCACCACACACACCACACCACACACGCCUGACUGACCGCAUUAUGUGUGUGUGUGUGUGGUCAUGUGAUGUGUCGACAGGUGUGGUUUGGAUUUGGUGCACGGCAAGGUCCGCAACAGCAUGAAGGACGGCGUGCUCGAGCCGCUGCUCACCAAGUCAAAAGCUAUCAGGUCACCCACUCCCCCCCACCGCACCUUAUUCUGUCUGUUAUGUCUGUGCCUCCCCCUCCCAUGCCGUGUGUGUGUGUGUGUGUGUGUGUGUAGGUUUGCCACUGAGGCAGCGGUGACGAUCCUGCGCAUCGACGACCUGAUCAAGACCAUCCCCGAGCCGGAGCCACGGCAGGGCGAGGAGGACGAGUGAGUCAGUGAAGACAGAGGACAGACCGAGAGAAAUGAAUGAAUUGAAUGAGUAGGAAGGUAGUCAGCGUAGCGUGGCGUGCUGCAUGCCAUGGAGGGCUGCUGUGCUGUGCUGUGCCUAGCGGAUGGAUGGAUGGAUGUGUGGGUGGUCGAUCGCAAUCUAUGGCGUGCAAUCGCAGCUGGGCGUGUGUCGGCUAGUUUGUGUGUGGCUGUGUGUUCGCUCGCCUUGAGAGGCUGUUGAUGCUCUGUGGCUGGCAAAGUGCGACCACUGUGCCAGCCAUCGAGCGUCGUCGGUCGGCAUGGGCAUCGAAUGCACGUAACCACCACAUAGCUAUGUGUGUCGGCGCAUGCAGUAGAUGGAGAUACACCCGCACUCUUGCGUGCGAGAGAGGGUGACAGCAUUCAUCAACCUGGCGUGCACACGCCUCUGUCGACCCACAGAUGAAGGCGGGCGCGGCAAAUUUAAAGC